This is a messenger RNA of Bursaphelenchus xylophilus (pine wood nematode), 1764 nucleotides long. Lineage: Eukaryota; Metazoa; Nematoda; Chromadorea; Rhabditida; Aphelenchoididae. The record is from the annotation of a GenBank genome assembly.
AUGUCCGCUAUCCUGCAUUUGCGCGGCUCUGCCUACCGUCGACUAUUCAGGUCUGUUCGCUUUGCUGGAACAUUGAACAGUGCCCCUUCUACAAAGCCCGAGCCAACAUUACCCGGUUCAACAUUCUAUGUAAGUCAGUUUUCUCGUCCAAGGCAAUGCGCGAAACUUUGGAAAUCAAACCUUGCGGUUAUCAAACGGAAGUAAUGACGUUCCCGACGAUUGAUAACUCUAUUAUUUGGCAGACCCAAUUAACUUUUCUAAACCUUUGUUCAGGUGACGUAAAGUUAUGUUUUUAGCACAAGGACCUUGAAACCAUCGUUGCCGGACCGGGUCAACUUCAAAUAAAGCCGAAAAAUGUUGAUGAAAUUAAAUUCGGUCACUGUUUCUCAGAUCACAUGGUUGAGAUCGACUGGACGGCUGAAAGUGGAUGGCAUAGACCGCUUUUAUCUCCAUUACACAACUUUCAAUUCCACCCUGGAGCCAAGGUUUUACACUAUGCAAUACAAUUGUUCGAAGGCAUGAAGGCUUACAGAGGAGUGGAUGGAAAGAUACGAUUGUUCAGACCCGAGAUGAAUAUGGCCAGAAUGAGACGAACUGCUGCUCGCUCAGCCUUGCCUGUAAGUUAAUGGCCCAAGUUAAUUAAAAUUUUGGAUAGACAAAUUCCCAGAGGGAACAAAUCAAUGAAAUAAUCUGACGGUCUUACUUUUUCAGGAUUUUGAUGGAGAAGAACUGAUAAAGAUCAUCGGAGAAAUGAUUAGGGUGGAUAAAGAGUGGGUUCCCUACUCAACCACUGGGUCUUUAUACCUUAGGCCAACUCUUAUUGGAACAGAGGUAACUUUUAUAUACCCUAUAUCUUUCCGUCACCUCCCAGUUUCUCAUUGCUUAUAAUAUAAGAUUUUUUUAGGGCACAUUAGGAGUUGCUCAUUCUAACUCAGCUAAACUUUUUGUUCUUUCUGGUCCCGUUGGUGCUUAUUACCCUACCGGAUUGAAGCCGAUUUCCCUCUUGGCCGACUCGAGUUACAUUCGUGCCUUUCCUGGAGGCGUUGGUGCUUACAAAAUGGGAUGUAACUACGCCCCAACGAUAUUGGUUGGAAAGCAAGCUGCUGAGUUGGGUUGCCAACAAGUCCUCUGGUUAUUCGAUGAUGAUGAGAAACUAACAGAGGUCGGAACUAUGAAUAUUAUGGUCUACUGGACGAACGAAAAUGGAGGUUGGUACAACAAGUUGUAUAUAACUAAUUGCCAUUGUUUUUGUUAAUUUUUUAUCCUUUUAGAAGAAGAAUUGGUGACCCCUCCCUUGUCCGACGGCCUUAUUCUUCCCGGAGUUACCCGCGACAGUCUUCUCGACAUCUGCCGAGAAUGGAACGAAUUCAAAAUCACCGAACGUUACCCCACCAUGGAGGAAGUGAGACGUGCAAUCAAAGAGAAAAGGGUAUGUUAUAAAUCAUACGCCGGUUUAGAAAUCGAUUGUUACAACCGUCUAGAUGUAGUUUCUAUUUUGACCUCACAUGCUCGAUCUCGAACAUUUCGUAAUGUUUAUAAAAAAGUUUAUAUCUGCAGGUGAAGCAGAUCUUUGGUGCCGGAACAGCAUGUAUCGUCUCUCCAGUAGGACGGAUUCUUUACCAUAACAAAGAGACCAAUGAAUACGAAGACCUCUUCAUCCCCACAAUGACUGCCGGCAAUGUGAUGCAACGGCUUUACGACACAAUCUUGGACAUCCAAUAUGGGAGAAUCGAGAAGCCCGGAUGGAUGAGGGAAGUCGCCUGA